AUGCAACAAUUAAUAUUUGAUUUAAAAAAUAUUGAAGCAUAAAGCUAAAUUGAAAAAUCAAAGCUUAAAAAGAUAUUUCUAGAAUUAGAUGAGAUUUUCAAUGAAAAAUAAGAUAUUCUUUCACCAAAAAACACAAAAUCAAAUUUAUUUUAAAGUAUUAGAUCUGAACUCUUUGCUUUAAUCUUAUAGUUUUUAGAUUUAAGGACCUGCCUUAGAUUUCGAUUAGUAAAUAGAUAUGCAAACAUAUGUGCUAUUAAUUUUUUUCAUUAUAAAAUAAAGCAUUUGUAUGAUAAAUCAAAAAAUUUAGAAAAUGAGUUAAAUGAAAUACAACACAACUAUCCACAAGAUAUUAUUAAUCAAGAUUAAUUGAUUUCACUACAAAAUGCCCAUGAUAGAUUGAGAUAACUAGAUAAAGCGGAAAUUUUUGAAAUAAGAAUGAAUACAAAUCAGCAUUUAAUUAUAUAAAAAGUAUUUUCAUUAGUUUGUAUCCUUUUAAAUCCAAAUAUUAAACAAUAUUAAGAGAAUUGGUCAGAUUGCUAAAAGAUGCUUAAAGAUUAUUACUUUUUAAAUAAAAUAUUACAAGUAGAAAUAGAUAAUAUAUCUGAUUCCUAAUUGUAGUUGCUUUAAGCAAUCCAUAAUAUUGAAGCUUAAUAGGUUUAGAAUAUCUCAAGAGUUUGCUAUAGUUUUUAUUUAUACUUAUAUUCAAUUGUUUAAAUAAGGGUAUCUAAAUAUUACAUUAUUAUAAAUCAAAAAUUACAUUUAGAGAAAUAAAUUAAAUCAACCACAAACCUUAUAAAAAAAUUACAGUAAAUCUCAAAAUGA
Messenger RNA from Paramecium sonneborni, 822 nucleotides. NCBI's taxonomy places the organism in Eukaryota, Ciliophora, Oligohymenophorea, Peniculida, Parameciidae. The record is from the annotation of a GenBank genome assembly.